AUGCCUCGGACAAGUGACGGCAACAAAAAGCCGCCCACGGCGGCCGUCAACCUCAUCGCCGGAGGUGGUGCCGGCAUGAUGGAGGCCCUCGUUUGCCAUCCCCUCGACACAAUCAAGGUGCGCAUGCAGCUCUCGCGGCGCGCGCGACAGCCCGGCGCCCCCAAGCGCGGCUUCGUCAAGACGGGCGUCGAGAUCGUCAGGAAGGAGACGCCCCUCGGCCUGUACAAGGGCCUGGGCGCCGUGCUCACGGGCAUCGUCCCCAAGAUGGCCAUCCGCUUCACCUCGUUCGAGUGGUACAAGCAGCUCCUGGCCGACAAGAGCACCGGCAUCGUCUCGGGCCAGGCCACCUUCUUCGCGGGCCUCGCCGCCGGCGUCACCGAAGCCGUCGCCGUCGUCACCCCCAUGGAGGUCAUCAAGAUCCGCCUGCAGGCCCAGCACCACUCCAUGGCCGACCCCCUCGACGUCCCCAAGUACCGCAACGCCGCCCACGCCCUCUACACCGUCGUCCGCGAGGAGGGCUUCGGCGCCCUGUACCGCGGCGUGAGCCUCACGGCCCUGCGGCAGGGCAGCAACCAGGCCGUCAACUUCACCGCCUACAGCUACUUCAAGGAGUGGCUCAAGGAGUGGCAGCCCCAGUACGAGGGUGCCAACCUGCCCAGCUGGCAGACCACCCUCAUCGGCCUCGUCAGCGGUGCCAUGGGCCCCCUGAGUAACGCUCCCAUCGAUACCAUCAAGACGCGCCUGCAAAAGACGCCCGCCGAGCCCGGCGUCAGCGCCUGGACGAGGAUAGCCCGCAUCUCCAGUGACAUGUUCAAGCAAGAGGGCUUCCACGCCUUUUACAAGGGCAUCACGCCGCGCAUCAUGCGUGUCGCCCCCGGCCAGGCCGUCACCUUCACCGUCUACGAGUACCUUAAGGAUAAGCUGGAACGCAGCAACAUCGCAUUCGUCGGUGGUCAGUUUGAGGAGUAG
Purpureocillium lilacinum is the source of this 969-nucleotide messenger RNA. RefSeq lists its product as uncharacterized. The record is from RefSeq and is a predicted model, not a curated record. Lineage: Eukaryota; Fungi; Ascomycota; Sordariomycetes; Hypocreales; Ophiocordycipitaceae. Gene Ontology annotation, molecular function: succinate:fumarate antiporter activity. Gene Ontology annotation, cellular component: mitochondrion. Gene Ontology annotation, biological process: succinate transport; transmembrane transport; fumarate transport.